Messenger RNA from Penaeus monodon (black tiger shrimp), 1284 nucleotides. RefSeq names its product leptin receptor gene-related protein-like. The record is from RefSeq and is a predicted model, not a curated record. NCBI's taxonomy places the organism in Eukaryota, Metazoa, Arthropoda, Malacostraca, Decapoda, Penaeidae. Gene Ontology annotation, biological process: late endosome to vacuole transport via multivesicular body sorting pathway. Gene Ontology annotation, cellular component: endosome.
UGUGCUCUGGUUCUCUCAGGGAACAUCGUCACUUUCCUCACCAUCUGGGGCUUCUUUGUGAUGGCUGACAGUGACGAUGUGGAGUACAGCAUGUGGUGAGGUGCGAGUGCGAGCCGAAUGAGUGGGCGAAGAAGGUGCCAUGGACAGAGGUCGUUUGCUCUCUCCCAUUAUCCCAAGGGACGGAACUCUGCUUGUAAUUCACUGGGACCUCAGUUCAUAAUGGCUGUAGAAAAUUGCGAUUUAUUCUACUAUAGUUGAUUAGAGCUCCAAAGGGAAGUUGUCGUAUCAAAAGAAUAUUUAUCGUGGGUCACAAGAACUUGCAGUCUGUCUGUCUGUCUGUCUGUCUGUCUGUCAGUCUUUUGAGAUGACUUAAUAUGGAUGCAAUAUGCUAGGGUUAAGCAUUGGUUUAAGUUGAUUUAUGUGAUCAGUCUGUCAAAUUUUAAUGAAUUAUGCUUGUCAGUGUAGUCUCUCCUUUUGGAUGAUUAUAUUGUGGUUUAACAGCUGGUUCUUCUGUCUUUCUCUGCUUUAUUCUCAUUCUUGUACACAGUGACAAUCAUGUGAGCAUUGUUAUGAUUAGGAGUAGUAGUACUAAUGUCAUUUAUUUUUUAUUUUAUUUUAUUUUUUUUUUAUGAUUAAACAAUCUUUUUACUUUCUUUCAUUUUAUGAGAAUGGCAUAGAUGUUGUGAUUCUUUUUCUUUCCUUUUCUCUUUUAGAUAUUUUGGUCGGGCAAGACAACCUUAAACUUGUAUAUGGUAUUGUUUGAGAGAUAAUCUGUAAAAUGGUAUCUUAUAGAAAUGAUCUAAGAGUUUCUAUUGAUAUUGUGUUAUUCAAUAUGUAGAUACACAGUAUUGCAGAUUAUGUUUUUUAUUAUUUUUAUUAUUUUUAUUACAUAGAAAUGUGAUGUGUACUAUUAAUGAUUGAUAAAGUAGAGAAGUCAUGGUAAUACUCUGUUCAUUCUAAGGGGGGGGGGGGGAUAAAGUAAAAUACUGUUGCAUUGUAUUUUAUGAAUAAAUAGUGUGAUGUUAUUUUAUAAUUAUUUAUUGAUACUUAGAUGUUCCUUUUUUUUAAUACACCCUGUAAUUUAUCCCUCAUUCAAUAUGCUGUAUUUUUCCUACAUGAAUACUAGAUAGGUAUAAUUUAGGGAGGGUUGGGAUAACAUGUAAAUAGAAAAUAAUAUUUGAUAGCAAUGUAAAUAUCAAGGGAGAAAUAUUUUUUAUGGUUUAUAAGUCUGAAAGAUUAACUAGGGGCUGGCUGAACAGAAAUGAACUUGCUGCUUGUCAAAAA